CUAUUAGUAGUAAUAAUAUAUAUAAUUUACAUAAAGUGGAGAAAUUUUAGAAUACAGAGAGUGCCCAUAUAUCCAAAUUUCCACCCACCAAAGGGGUCCCUACUCUACCCACAAACCCAAAUCAUUAUUGGGUUAUGUUUGUUAUGGUAAUUUUUACAAAUAAAAAGUGGAGAAGAAUAAAAAAAGAAGGUAAAGUUUGAAGCUUUGAUAUAUUCUUUGGUUGAUCACAGAAAGAAUGAGUUUUUUUGAUUGAUUGGAGAUUUUAAGUAUGGAAACUACUGUGGCUGGCUUGUCUUGUUUUCAGUGUUAUUCAUUUAAUAGUGAAAGGAAGGAUUGUAGAGUAUGAAGAAUGUUAAUUGUGUCAGCAAAAGGGGAAGACGUCGGACUAUUUGAGUUGUGCGCAAGAUAAUGAACUGCCUACGCUCGUCGGAACAAAUUCUGAUGGAUGAGAUGGUUCCAUCUCCUGAAUCCCUUGCAACUAAGGAUCACACAUCGAGUGUCCAUUCAUCACGAGCUGGAGAAGCUGGACAGAAGCCUGAUACUGGAAAUAUCGAAGAAGCUGAAUCAUCUUUGCGUGAGAGUGGUUGUUUGAAUUAUGAGGAAGCAAGAGCAUUACUAGGAAGAUAUGAAUACCAAAAAGGGAAUAUAGAGGCUGCUUUGCAUGUUUUUGAAGGGAUAGAUAUUGCCUCAGUGAUUCCUAAGUUGAAACUUGCCCUUGCCGAAAGAGUGCAAACUCAAAAGAGACGUUCACGGAGUUUUUCUACACCACCAUUGUCCAUAAACGCUGCGAGUUUGCUCCUGGAAGCAGUCUUUCUCAAAGCGAAAUCAUUGCAGGCUCUUCAGAGGUACAAAGAAGCUGCACAAUCAUGUACAGUACUUCUCGACAUUCUUGAAUCUUCAUUACCAGCAGGCUUGCCUGAAACCUUUGCUACUGACUGUAAAUUGCAGGAUACUCUCAACAAGGCUGUUGAGCUGCUUCCUGAAUUAUGCAAACUUGCAGAUGCUCCUCGAGAGGCAAUUAUGUCAUAUCGUCGAGCUCUUCUGCAUCAGUGGAACCUUGACAUUCAAACUACUGCAAAGAUUCAGAAAGAAUUUGCCAUCUUUCUUCUCUAUAGUGGAGGUGAAUCGUGUCCCCCUAAUCUCCAAUCUCAAAUGGACGGUUCAUUUGUCCCCCGAAACAAUAUUGAAGAGGCUAUUCUUCUCUUGAUGAUUUUAUUGAAAAAGAUUUCUCUACAAAGGAUAGAGUGGGACCCUUCGAUUCUUGAUCAUCUCUCAUAUGCAUUAUCCAUCUCAGGGGGUUUAAAGGUUUUGGCUAGCAAAGUAGAAGAGCUGCUUCCCAGAACUAUAGAUCGGCAAGAGAUGUAUCUUAUUUUAGCUCUCUGCUAUUAUGGAGGAGAAGAUAACUUCACUGCAUUGAACUUGUUACGGAAACUGUUGAGUAGUACAGAGGAUCUCACCUGUGUUCCAGGUUUGUUAUUGGCUUCAAAAGUGUGUGCUGAAAGCCCAGAUUGUGCAAGAGAGGGGAUAAUUUAUGCUCACAGAGCUAUUGAAAGCCUACAAGAAAGAUGUAGUCAGUUGUUGGGUGUUGCCAAUUGUGUAUUAGGGCUCUCACUUUCAGCUCAUUCUAGAACAAUACUGACAGAUUCCGAGAGGGUUAAGAUACAUUCAGAUGCACUCAAGUCCUUUGAAUCUGCUGGAAAGCUGACAAAGAUGAGUGAUACUAAUGUUAUUUACCAUCUUUGUCUAGAAAAUGCCGAACAAAGGAAGUUGGAUGUCGCAGUCCAUUACGUAAACUGGUUUCUUAAACUGGAAGGUGGCUCUACACUGAAAGGAUCGAUGCUCUUGGCUCGGGUGUUAUCAGCUCAGAAACGGUUUCUGGAUGCUGAAACUGUCAUUAAUGUUGCCUUAGAGCAGAGUGGAAAGUGGGAUCAUGGAGAACUGUUGAGGACCAAAGCUAAGCUCCAAAUCGCGCAGGGUCAAGUGAAAAAUGCUAUAGAAACAUAUACUCAGAUUCUUGCUAUUCUUCAGGUUCAGAGAAAAAGCUUCAGACUGGGGGAAGAUCUCAAGGAGUUUGGAGACCAUUGCAGAACAUUGGAGCUGGAAACCUGGCUGGAUCUUGCUUCCAUCUACAUUAAAUUAUCUCAGUGGCGAGAUGCAGAGAAGUGUCUUUCCAAAACUGAGGCUAUCAGUUCAUAUUCAGCUUGUAGAUUGUAUACUGCUGGUUUGCUUAACCAAUCGAAGGGCCUAUAUAAAGCAGCUCUGGGAGACUAUUCCAAUGCUUUGGCUGUUAAUCCAUCCCAUGUGCCAAGUCUGGUAUCAAGUGCAGUGGUGCUUAGGAAGAUAGGUAAACAGUCUCCUGCAAUUAUUCGAAGCCUUCUAACAGAAGCACUACGGCUUGAUCGGAUGAAUGCUUCUGCAUGGUAUAAUCUGGGCCUGUUAUACAAAGAGGGAGGUUUAGGUUCAGCCGCGGAAGCUGCUGACUGUUUUGAAGCUGCUAUUAUUCUGGAAGAAACUGAACCUGUUGAACCAUUUAGAUGACUCCCUACCUGUACAUAAUUUACUACAGUUUUUCAAGUUGCAAUCUGUGCAUCGAAUGAAUCCAUCUCGGGAGCUGUGAAAUGUAUAGUGCAAUAAGAGUGGGAAAAGUAUCAAUAUUUCUUGUGUUUAUUGACCAUAUUUUUGAA
Molecule: messenger RNA, 2684 nt
Organism: Solanum verrucosum
Lineage: Eukaryota; Viridiplantae; Streptophyta; Magnoliopsida; Solanales; Solanaceae
Product: protein NPGR2-like
Exons: 6
Coding region: 409-2538 (709 amino acids)
Molecular function (GO): protein binding
Source: RefSeq, a predicted model, not a curated record